AGGAUGGUUGCCAAAGAAGAGAAGAGUACGAAGAUGACAAAAGUACCAGUCAGCAACGGAUUUGCUAGUCGUUCUGAACGGGUAAGACAAACAGCGCGAUUUGAUGAGGUCGCAAGAUGCCAACUCAACAUAGUUGAGCACUCGUCAACGAAGCGUCGAUGCUCUGGAAUCCUGAACCUCUGCGGGUGGAAGCUGUUCUACUCAGGUGUCGAUUUUACGACACACGCUCAGAUCACGCGGUUGGAAAAUAACGCCAAAGCUGCAAGUAUAGUAUACCUUGAGGAAGUCAGGGACUUAGUGGAGAAGAUAAAUUCGAAUUUCGCAUCUUUUUUGAAGAUUCUUGACUUCGCUGGUGAAGUGGUUUUUGACGAAGGAAAUGACGCAGAGUACUCACAAUACGGCAUAUCGAUUAAAGUGAAGUUUCGCGCCGAUGAACCGCUCAAAGUUCUUAAUGCUCAGCACCAGUCUGGCGGCGAACGAUCUCUUUCCACCAUCCUGUAUGUAUUUGCUCUGCAAGAGGUAUCCCAAGUGCCUUUCUGUUGUGUAGAUGAGAUAAAUCAAGGCAUGGAUCAAACAAACGAGCGAAUGAUUUUUGAGCUUAUGUUCAAGUUGCUUAAUAGCCGUGCUGCUUCUGCCAACAGCGAGACGAUACGGUCGCAGUACUUCAUGCUUACGCCAAAAGUUCUGAACAAUUUGUCAUACGGACCGAAUCUCCGCGUCUGGUUCGUGUACAACGGGACCAAUAUGGUAUCUGGCAAUAAGUGGAACAUAUCUGAUUUUUGUGCGAAAAUAAAAUAG
This is a messenger RNA of Soboliphyme baturini, 798 nucleotides long. The record is from the annotation of a GenBank genome assembly. NCBI's taxonomy places the organism in Eukaryota, Metazoa, Nematoda, Enoplea, Dioctophymatida, Soboliphymatidae.